This is a messenger RNA of Arvicanthis niloticus (Nile rat), 1102 nucleotides long. RefSeq names its product mitogen-activated protein kinase 1 interacting protein 1 like (gene Mapk1ip1l). NCBI's taxonomy places the organism in Eukaryota, Metazoa, Chordata, Mammalia, Rodentia, Muridae. The record is from RefSeq and is a predicted model, not a curated record.
UCAGGCCUCCCGCGGUUCUCCAUUGCCCGUUUCUCUGGACUCUCCGCCGCCACUGUGCCGCGCCUAGGACUCGGAUCCUGCCGGGAAAAUGUCAGAUGAAUUUUCGUUGGCAGAUGCGCUACCUGAACAGUCCUCUGCCAAACCGCCUGCUGUGACCAAUACAAAAGCUGGCCAUUCUUCUCAAGGGUGGCCAGGCUCCAGCCCGUGGAGUAGUCCAAGUGCUCCGCCUGCGAUGCCAUCUGGACUCCCGCCGAGUAGUGCAGCACCCUCUACUGUGCCUUUUGGACCAGUACCAACAGGAAUGUAUCCCUCAAUGCCUCCAACUGGACCACCCCCAGGACCCCCUGGACCCUUUCCUCCUUCUGGACCAUCAUGUCCCCCACCUGGUGUUCCUUAUCCAGCCCCUGCUGUGCCAGGCCCUGGCCCCACAGGGCCAUAUGCUACACCAAAUAUGCCUAUGCCAGAGCUACCUAGGCCAUAUGGUGCACCCACAGAUCCAGCUGCAGCUGGUACUUUAGGUCCAUGGGGAUCCAUCUCUUCUGGACCUUGGGCACCAGGAAUUCCGGGGCAGCAUCCUACUAUGCCACCGUAUCGAUCUCCAGGGCCAUAUCCCACUGUUCCUCCUCCAGUGUCCGGAGCACCACCUGUUCCAUGGGGCACUGUACCACCAGGAGCCUGGGGACCACCAGCGCCAUAUCCUGGCCCUGCAGGAUCAUACCCCACGCCAGGACCCCAUCCUACUCUGAAUAAUCCUUACCAAGUGCCUUCAGGACCUGCUGGUGCUCCGCCAAUGCCUGGUGGCCCCCACAAAGUGAAUGAAGUCCCAGGUGGCUCCCUUUCUGAUGAAUCUGACCAGGAGAGCUCCCCAGAGUCCACUGGACAGAUGAAGCUUCUGAAGGUAGAUGACAAUCCGAUCAGGAAAAGACGUCCCAAGAGGAAGAGUAAGCCAAUAACUUGGGGAGACAUCAAGAAUUUAACUUAUCAAGCCGAGACCUUGGGGAAACAACAAGGAUACAAUACUAAUGACCCAAAAAUGAUGCUGUUGUGUUUAAUAACUAUAUUACAUGUUAAUUCUCAGCAUGACCAUUCAGAUCCCAAUUGA